AAUCAUGAAAUUUUUUUUGAAAAAUGUUUUUAUUCCCAAGAUAUCUGGAAAAUUAUAAAUACCCAACUUUUGGGUAUAAAUGGGUAAAUACCCGGGUACUUACCCAAUUUACCGGAUAAAUACCUUUUGGGCAUUUGCACAUCGCCCAUCUCUACCCAUGCUGGAUCGCAGCAAUCGUGGGGCCGUGGUCUCCUUCAUCAUAUUUUGGACUUACAGAGGGGGCCCUUGGUUGCACAUCACGGAAACAAUAGAGACUUUGUAAAAACUGGAUUAAAGUACACAAAAUGGAUACAAAUGUGAGUGAACACAUUCCCAAAACAACAAAAGUGAGUGUUCUAAGCUGGGAUUUAAUCUACGGUGAGACCAAGUAAUGAGCAAAAACAACAACAACAACAAAAAGCUAACAUAAAAACAAGAUUGAAAGAUACAAAGUGAGCUGGAGAAGAAGAAGGCAAUCAUAAACAAUUUUAAGAAAACAACAGAACUGCAGGGGAAGAGUUCAUGGAAAAGAAAGGCAAGACUGCUCCAUUCAGAUUCAGUCCAGUGUACUAGAAGUCGUAUGGAAUUGUAAAACCAAGCUCAGUGUUGGUUUGCCGGCUAAAGAGCAUGGUUUGGAAAGCGGAUCUAAAGGUCUAGCAAAAAGAAAGGCGAACAAAAGAAACAAAAACUUCUUAAUCAUCUAAAAUGGCUAUACUAUGGAAAUUAUUGGUGUUAUGGCUCAUCUCCACUGUUGCAACUUUAGUCACCGCUGGGGAGAUUAAAAAUGUUUUGCUCCUGCUGGCCGAUGAUGCAGGCUUCGAGAUGGGGGCGUAUCUCAACAAGUAUUGCCAAACGCCGAAUUUGGAUAAAUUGGCCCGUCGAGGUUUACUCUUCAACAAUGCCUUCACUUCGGUAAGUAGCUGCUCACCCAGUCGUGCGCAAAUUCUAACCGGCCAGGUUAGCCAUGCCAGUGGCAUGUAUGGCUUACAUCAGGGUGUGCACAAUUUCAAUGCCCUGCCGGGCACCCAUUCGCUGCCCAAUGUCUUAAGAGAAAAAUCCCAGGGUUCCAUACUCAGUGGCAUAAUAGGCAAGAAACAUGUGGGCACUGGCGAAGAUUUCAAAUUUGAUUUUGAGCAAACCGAGGAGCAACAUUCCAUUAAUCAAAUUGGCAGAAACAUAACCCGCAUGAAACUCUAUGCCAGAGAGUUUUUGAAGCAAGCCCAAGCCGAAGCGAAGCCUUUCUUCUUGAUGAUCUCCUUUCAUGAUCCUCAUCGUUGUGGUCAUAUCACCCCUCAAUAUGGAGAAUUUUGUGAGCGUUGGGGCUCAGGAGAGAUAGGCAUGGGUAGCAUACCAGAUUGGAGACCCAUCUAUUAUGAUUGGCGUAACUUUCAGGUUCCGCCUUACUUGCCAGACACCGAUGUGGUUAGGCAGGAGUUGGCUGCUCAAUAUAUGACCAUGUCCCGCUUGGAUCAGGGAGUGGGCUUGAUGCUAAAGGAAUUGCAGCAAAUGGGCUUUGAGGAUAAUACUUUGGUCAUAUUUACCUCGGACAAUGGGCCACCCUUCCCCUUGGGUCGCACCAAUCUCUAUGAACAUGGCAUAAGGUCACCCUUUAUAAUGAAAUCUCCUCUGGCCAAGGAUCGCCAUUUGGAUACCACAGGAGCCAUGGCAUCAUUGCAGGAUAUAUUCCCCACUGUUUUGGAUGUUUUCCACUUGAACAAUGACAAUUCAUCGGCCAGCUCCCUAUACAGCAAAUCUUUGCUGCCUCUUUUACAAACAGAACCUCCCGCGAAUGAGGAUGAUGCUGUUUUUGGCUCCCAUAAUUAUCAUGAAAUUACCAUGGACUAUCCCAUGCGUUCGAUACGCACUCGCCGUUAUAAACUCAUACACAAUCUCAAUUAUUGGUCCUACUUCCCCAUUGACCAGGAUUUCUAUACAUCACCCACUUUCCAGCAGAUAAUUAAUGCCACUCUCAAUCAUCAACAAUUGCCUUGGUAUAAAAAUCUUUUGGCCUAUUAUCAAAGACCCGAAUGGGAGUUGUACGAUAUCAAAGCAGAUUCCUUGGAACGCUUUAAUUUGGCCGAGAAACCCAAAUAUAAGGAGAUUUUGCAAAAGUUGCGCCAACGCCUAUUGCAAUGGCAAGUGGAUACCAAGGAUCCUUGGCGUUGUGCCCCGCAUGCUGUACUGCAGGAACAGGGAGUCUUUAAAAAGAAUCCGGUUUGCUUAUCAUUGGGCCAUGAGGCCAUCAGUAAGCCUUUGACUCGUUAUGAGAAAUAUGUGCUGAUUUAAAUUGCGUUAGCGCUGGAUGGAACCUUUGGUAAUUAAUCUGCAGUAUUUUUGAUAUUUUUUUUAAAUUUUGGUCAAUUUUAAUAAAGUGUAUAAAUAAAUGCUUAUCUAUAUCUUAUCUUAUAUAUAAAAAUCAA
Molecule: messenger RNA, 2399 nt
Organism: Stomoxys calcitrans (stable fly)
Lineage: Eukaryota; Metazoa; Arthropoda; Insecta; Diptera; Muscidae
Gene: Sgsh
Product: N-sulphoglucosamine sulphohydrolase
Exons: 3
Coding region: 685-2265 (526 amino acids)
Molecular function (GO): arylsulfatase activity
Source: RefSeq, a predicted model, not a curated record